Molecule: messenger RNA, 2013 nt
Organism: Argentina anserina (silverweed cinquefoil)
Lineage: Eukaryota; Viridiplantae; Streptophyta; Magnoliopsida; Rosales; Rosaceae
Product: nucleotide pyrophosphatase/phosphodiesterase-like
Exons: 11
Coding region: 24-1889 (621 amino acids)
Molecular function (GO): acid phosphatase activity; metal ion binding
Source: RefSeq, a predicted model, not a curated record
UAUAAUUGGUAAAACCUACUACCAUGGCCGUCUUCCUCCUCAGAGUUGCAGUGCUACUGGUUUUAUUGGGUCAUUCCACAGUAGCUCAUAAUAUCAGGGAGAAGCUUCAUGCAUAUGGCGGUGAUGGGGUGCAGCCACUCUCCAAGAUUCAAAUCCUCAAAGCUGUUUCUCAGCUCCACGAAAAUGCUUCCGUCUCUGCGUACCCUGUCCUUCUUGGCACCAAGGGGGAAGAUUUUGGGUGGGUAACUGUGACAGUUUCUAGUCCUACUCCUGCACAAGAUGAUUGGGUGGCAGUUUUUUCUCCUGCAAAUUUUAAUGCAUCUACAUGUCCAUACAAUGAAGAUUAUUACGAGCCGUAUAUAUGCACAUCUCCUAUUAAGUACAAGUUUGCCAAUUAUUCCAGUGCCAAAUAUGCAAUCACUGGAAAAUCAACUUUGAAGUUCCGAUUAAUUAAUCAAAGGGCGGAUUUUUCUUUCGCAUUGUUCUCUGGCGGGCUGUCAAACCCGAAAUUGGUGUCAGUUUCGAAUAAUGUGACCUUUGCAUACCCAAAGGCUCCCCUGUACCCACGUCUUGCUCUAGGGAAGCUCUGGGAUGAAAUGACAGUGACUUGGACAAGUGGCUAUAAUAUCCAUGAAGCUGUACCUUUAGUUGAGUGGGGUUUGAAGGGAGACCCUCAAAAUAGAUCUCCAGCAGGAACAGUAACUUUCAGUCGUCGGGACAUGUGUGCUGCACCCGCACGAACAGUUGGUUGGCGUGAUCCUGGUUUCAUUCAUACAAGUUUUCUAAAAGAUUUGUGGCCAAAUUCAGUGUACUCUUACAAACUUGGUCAUAGGUUAUCUAAUGGUUCCUACAUCUGGAGCAAGGUUUACUCGUUCAAGUCAUCACCAUAUCCCGGGCAGGAGUCACUGCAGCGCGUUAUUAUAUUUGGUGACAUGGGAAAGGCUGAGCGUGAUGGUUCAAAUGAAUAUGCUGAUUAUCAGCCCGGCUCACUCAACACCACAGAUCAGCUAAUCAAGGACUUGGACAACAUUGACAUAGUUUUUCACAUAGGAGAUUUGCCUUAUGCCAAUGGAUACAUCUCACAGUGGGAUCAGUUCACAUCACAGGUGGAGCCAAUUUCAUCAGUCGUACCAUAUAUGGUUGCAAGCGGCAACCAUGAACGAGAUACAACAGGGACUGGAUCCUUCUACAACACUAAUGAUGCAGGUGGCGAAUGUGGUGUUCCAGCUGAAACUAUGUAUUAUGUUCCUGCUGAGAACAGAGCUAAAUUCUGGUAUGCAACAGAUUAUGGCAUGUUCCACUUCUGUAUAGCUGACACUGAGCAUGACUGGAGAGAAGGUUCCGAGCAGUACAAAUUUAUUGAGAAAUGCCUUGCUUCUGCAAACAGACACAAGCAGCCUUGGCUGAUAUUCGCCGCUCAUCGUGUUCUUGGUUAUUCUUCUAACUCUUGGUAUGGACAAGAGGGUUCAUUUGAAGAGCCGAUGGGAAGGGAUGACAUGCAAAAGCUUUGGCAAAGAUACAAAGUGGACAUUGCAUUCUACGGCCAUGUCCAUAAUUACGAACGAAUAUGCCCCAUCUAUCAGAACCAGUGUGUAAAUUCGGAAACAUCCAACUAUUCAGGAACUGUCAACGGAACAAUCCAUGUAGUAGUUGGUGGAGGAGGUAGCCACUUAUCAGAUUUUAGCUCACUGCAGACAGUUUGGAGCAUUUAUAAAGAUCACGACUUUGGUUAUACGAAACUUACAGCGUAUAACCACUCCUCGCUGCUCUUCGAGUACAUGAAGAGCAGCGAUGGAAAGGUCUAUGAUUCAUUCACCAUCUCAAGGGACUAUAGGGAUGUCUUGGCCUGUGUUCAUGAUGGUUGUGAACCAACCACCUUAGCUACAUGACAUUGUUCAACAAUGUAUUGUGCACAGGAAUAAAGACAACAUAUUUGUGAUUGUUUAUUGAAGCAGUCAAGUUGUAGACAAUAGCAGAGAUGUUUACAACUCUGAAUAUUACUGUCGUUAUAUU